GGGCCUCGGCUGCGGGCUGGGGGGACCAGCUUCCACGGGCGGGCGGAUGCUCUGGGUCCGCCUCGGCGGUGGUGCUGAUGAGAGGUUUCCGCGAUCAGCGCAGGCUUGUUUUGAAUCUUGGCGCUGGCGCAGUGUGCAGUUUAGCUGUUGGUUAGCUGAGCAGAAACUAUGUGAAGAAACUCUUUCUGAAUUCUGAAAGACAUCAUUUCACCAUGGGACAGCAAAUUUCGGAUCAGACACAGUUGGUUAUUAACAAGUUACCAGAAAAAGUAGCAAAACACGUCACCUUGGUUCGAGAAAGUGGCUCCUUAACUUAUGAAGAAUUUCUUGGGAGAGUAGCUGAACUCAAUGAUGUAACUGCUAAGGUAGCUGCUGGCCAGGAAAAACAUCUUCUCUUUGAGGUACAACCUGGGUCCGAUUCCUCUGCCUUUUGGAAAGUGGUUGUCCGGGUGGUCUGCACCAAGAUUAACAAAAGCAGUGGUAUUGUGGAAGCAUCGCGGAUCAUGAAUUUAUACCAGUUUAUUCAGCUUUAUAAAGACAUCACAAGUCAAGCUGCUGGAGUGUUGGCUCAGAGCUCCACCUCUGAAGAGGCUGAAGAGAACCCGUCCUCUCUGUCGUCCUGUCAGGCUAGUCUGUGGAUGGGCAGGGUGAAGCAGCUGACUGAUGAGGAGGAGUGUUGUAUCUGCAUGGACGGGCGAGCUGACCUCAUCCUGCCCUGUGCUCACAGCUUUUGCCAGAAGUGCAUUGAUAAAUGGAGUGACCGACACAGGAACUGCCCCAUUUGUCGCCUACAGAUGACUGGAGCAAAUGAAUCGUGGGUGGUGUCGGAUGCACCCACUGAAGAUGACAUGGCUAACUAUAUUCUGAACAUGGCUGAUGAGGCAGGCCAGCCCCACCGGCCGUGACUUGGGGGAAGACUCUUCUGUUCUCGUGAACUACAAAUACACUGUGGUCAUAGAGGAGGAAUGGAGGGACGUUGUGGCACACACAGAAAGAUCAGUUUUUCUACUCUCUUAUUUUUGCUAUUCUGAUAAUAUCUCCCAUUCUUAAAUAAAAUCCCAUGUCUUCCUGUGUGGUGGGCUACAGUUUGCUACUGUUUGGCCAGAUUUCCCACAGUCCACCUGUUCUGUGUUGCUCUUGAGCCCUUUGCUACACAGAUAGCAGCAAUACUUGAUACUACUGCUUUUCAGGGAGGGAGGGAGGGACAGAGGGAGGGAGUGGUCUGGCAUCUUUUUAGUUAGGUUUAAAAUUCAGGGUGUUGAAAGUUGUAGCCAUCUGAGAUAAACAACUGAAACUAAUGUCUCAGCGGGAACCUGAGGCUCUGCCCCCUUGUGGUUCGUUCUGGAUCCUUCAAGACCCUGGCCUAACUGCUUCCUGAUUUUAUAUGACUUCUGCAGAGGCUUCUGAACUUCUCAUGUUGCCAGGCUGCAGCGUCCAGAGAAGGACUGUGAGAUGGGGACUUGUCUCCCAAAUGGACUUUACUGAAAGGAUCUUCAUGGCUGUUUAGAAAUGCAUCUCAGACCUUGGUAGAUGUCCGAUGGGUUUUUCAUAAUGCCCAUGUCAGGUGGGUUUUCAGAAGGAAAUUUUUCUUUAUGGCAACACAUUUUACAUUUCCAGGUUACACUGAGCUAGAGUGCAUUCACUGUAGGUAAAGGCACCUUUCUGAGGCUUCGGUUUCCUCAAGUCUCUCAACAAAAGAAGAUCAGGUAAAGCCCUUCGCCAUGCAUUAGUAAAGCCCGAAAAUCCAGACCUCGAUUGGCUUUCUUCCCAUUUCUCGGUGCUCUUCAAGAGUCUGAAGAGAAUGCAGUAAUAGGAGUGCGGCCUCAGCUGACCUUGGCAGUGGCUCAUGCUAAUGUGAGCAGCCUCUGGUAAAGCUGGGGCGAGAAUCAAGUCCCUUUAAGAAAUUUUAGUAUCCAUAGAAAUCCUCUCACUGAUUCUUGCAAAUGUUCCUGUUUUCCUAAGUACAGAAAUACACAAUUGAUGUUGCUGCUUACUGAUUUUUGGUUGAUUUUAUGAGCAUGCAAAUAAAAUCCCUUUUAAAAAAACAAAAAAAAAAUAAAAACCUCAUUCUGCCCCAAAUACUGAAGGCUUAAGUAGUCUACUGGCUGUCUGACAGGCUGGUGAAGUUCCAGAUGCCUGUGGUGAGGGUGUGGGGCAAGUACUGGGCCGUCCUGUCGUAUCUUAGCCGUGCACUUGAUGACCUGAGAAAGUCUUACUCUGAGGUUGUAGUUGUGAUCUUUCAAACAUUAGCAGUGAAACCUCUUUCAAAUAAAUUCUGAGAUCCGUAUGCACUGAGUGCAUGCACACAUGCUACCACGUUGUAUAAAAGUGACAUUUUAUUCAGAGAGGUUUUCUUAAAUAACUCACAUAGUGCGACCACUAUCAGGUCAGUACAUGAAAACGUCAUGUUGCAUUGGGGGUACGGUUUCAUUAGAAUUUAUGUGAUCAAAGCUUUUGUUUUGUAAAAAUGAGAAUUCGGGGCUAGGGGUAUAGCUCAGUUGGUAGAGUGCUCGCCUAGCAUACAUGAAGCCCUGGGUUCCAUCCUAACACUGCAUGAAUGCAGACCGUCCCGGUGCUGCACCCCUGCAGCCCCAGCACUGAGAGGAGGAAGCAGGAAGACCAGAAGUUUCAGGUCAUCCUCAGCUACAUAGUGAGUUGAAGGCUAGCCUGGGCUAUAUUGUAACCCUGUUUCAAGAAGAAUGGGGGGAGGCUGGAGAGAAGGCGCAGUGGUUAAGAGCACUGGCUAUUCCUGCAGAAGACCAGAGUUCAAGCCCCAGCACCCACACUGGUGGCUCACAGCCACCUGUAACUCCAGCUCCAGGGGAUUCAGCACCCUCUUCUGACCUCCUAGAGCUCCCACACAUAUGUCACAUACACACUAGCAAAAAUAAAUCUUUAAAGCAUUUUAAAAUUGAUAUUUGCAGAUGGUCCAACCUCCUCUGUUGAUUAUCAAGUGCUCCAUGGAACAUAUUUUUUAAACCUUGGGAUAAGUAACCCUCUGAGCCCUCCAGCCCUAAACUUGUCAGUUGUCCUUUUGGAUUGCACUUGCUGGGUUUAGUUCAAGUUGCCUAAUUUUAAAAUGUUUCUGAAAUGAAUAACGUAGCUUUAUUGGUUGGAGGUAUUUCCAGCAGUAGUCAAUGCUUCUCUUCCCCCAGAAUCCUUCACUUUUGAAAGGACUUGAUUUUGCUCACAGUCCCUUUCUUGAAGUGUGUGCUCCAAGAUACUAAAUGAUCUACUGUGAAAUGUUAGUGUCUGCAUUUGCCUUAUCAAGUCAGUGAGCAGAGUUCCUUUGAACCAUUCCUUUGAAAUGGGUGGCAAUUCUUCAGCCGUGAACGGUAGGUAGGGUCUGCUGCAGUAUCUAAUCGUAGAAGUUGUGAAUUUGUCUCAUUAGUAAAAUGUACACUUUUUGUACUCUGUACAGCUUGUCUUUUUAAACCAAGUAUACAAAAGCAUUUACCAUGGUGGGAAAUUGUGUGCCUUCGGAGAUGUGUGAACUGCCCUUUACUCUUGUUUUUAUAAAUCGUCUGUCAGUGCUGUGCUCACUCAGUAACAGCAGGUUGACUUGACUACUGUAGACACGGGGUUUCAAAAAAAAAAAAAGAGUCUGACUGUGUACUGAUGUGAAGGCUGAGAACAACAGAACCUGUUUUAUUCUUAGGAGAAACUGAUACAAUGUGCAAUAAGUAAACUUUGCAGUUGAACAUUAGCUAAUAACUAAAAAGACUUUUGCUUAUGUGAUUUCACAUUCUUAUAUACUAAAUAUUUAUAUUUAUUAGAGGACUGUUUUAUAUUGUGGUGUGGGGGUCAUGGUGUUUGUGUGCUAUUUUGAGAUGAUUUUGUUGUAUUAAUCUGUAUAUGGGUAAUAAGGCUGCUUGGAAACCUUUUGGUUCCUGAUUUUUAACACUGGAAAGUUCAUUAAAUGAUAGUCUGAAUAAUUUGCA
Molecule: messenger RNA, 3941 nt
Organism: Psammomys obesus (fat sand rat)
Lineage: Eukaryota; Metazoa; Chordata; Mammalia; Rodentia; Muridae
Gene: Rnf141
Product: ring finger protein 141
Exons: 6
Coding region: 213-905 (230 amino acids)
Biological process (GO): protein autoubiquitination
Molecular function (GO): ubiquitin-protein transferase activity
Source: RefSeq, a predicted model, not a curated record